AUGCCAUCGACAGGACUUUUCUUCCUGCCCAUUGCCCCGAAUCAAGCCUCCCCGUCGGCAACUCUGGUCGCCCACAUCUCGCGGUCUUUUCCUGCUCAAGCGCUUCCGACCUUCCACCUCGACCACCGUCUGUUUGUGGACACCCCAUCCCUGCUCCCCAAUUCCGACGCGUCUCUACGAAGAUUCACAAGCAUCUUGACGCUCUCGCACACUCCUGGGACGACAUAUGUCGGGACAACGUCUCCGAAAGACAGAGCGACAGCGACCGAGCAGCCAGUUGCCUCCACACUUGUCACCAUCCCAUCCACGCACGCGGACCCAUUUACUCAAUUGAUCGGGACCAAGAUACAACCUCACUGGGCUCACAGACAGUCUCUGGUAGUGGAUAACGGAACGGCACUGGCCCUGCAACCCCAAGAAUGGGCCGUUCGCAUCGGAGAUGUCAAAAUACCUACUGGCCGUUCCGGCCAACAAACCACAUCGAAUCUGCGUGGGAUGCUCGUCGAAGUCUCCCUCAACAACGCCUCCGCCCAACAUGAACGCCUGGACUCUACGACGGAAGAAGAGACCGAGCUCGAGGCUAUCAGCAAGGAUGAAGAGACACUUAUCAGAGCAUUCCUCGACUCAUUGAUCGACGGGACGGGCGUGCAGAUGACAAAUAGCCGGGCAUUGUUUCGGAACACCAGGAUUCCUUCCGAGGACAACGACACCAAUGGUGUUGUGGAUUGGGGCCUGGCAAAGCUCUACAUGGAUAUGCUUCGAACACCACGGUGA
This is a messenger RNA of Capronia epimyces CBS 606.96, 774 nucleotides long. RefSeq lists its product as uncharacterized. Gene Ontology annotation, biological process: regulation of transcription by RNA polymerase II. The record is from RefSeq and is a predicted model, not a curated record. Gene Ontology annotation, molecular function: transcription coregulator activity. Bases 1 to 774 code for a protein of 257 amino acids. The transcript has a single exon. NCBI's taxonomy places the organism in Eukaryota, Fungi, Ascomycota, Eurotiomycetes, Chaetothyriales, Herpotrichiellaceae. Gene Ontology annotation, cellular component: mediator complex.